Messenger RNA from Acomys russatus (golden spiny mouse), 1194 nucleotides. RefSeq names its product M-phase specific PLK1 interacting protein (gene Mplkip). Bases 213 to 749 code for a protein of 178 amino acids. Lineage: Eukaryota; Metazoa; Chordata; Mammalia; Rodentia; Muridae. The record is from RefSeq and is a predicted model, not a curated record. Gene Ontology annotation, cellular component: nucleus; centrosome; midbody. The transcript is spliced from 2 exons.
CUCACAGUCUCCGACUUGAGUGACCUAGUUACCUGCCCUCUUGAAGAAACUUGGUGACGUCGGAACCUUUGUGCAUCCGGAACUAAAGUGCGGAGCAGCGCUGGCAGCCGGAAGACUACGUAAAUAAGGAGCUACCGCCUCUUUCCUGUCGGCGGGCCACUCGGGUUCCGGUGAGAGGAUCGGCGGUGGGCUCUUCAGCUUCGCUUCCUGCUAUGCACCGGCCGAAUUUCCGACCCCCAACCCCUCCGUACCCCGGCUCGGGGAUAGGAGGUUGGGGUGUCGGAAGCAGCUUCCGGGGUGCCCUGGGCGGGGGGCCGCGGCCGCCCUCCCCGCGGGACGGGUACGGGAGUCCGCACCACACUCCGCCGUGUGGGCCCCGGGCUAGGCCGUACGGGAGCAGCCACUCUCCUCGGCAUGGCGGCAGCUUCUCGGGGGCCCGCUUCGGGUCUCCGUCCCCGGGCGGCUGCCCAGGCUCCUACAGCAGGUCCCCCGCGGGGUCCCAGCAUCAGUUCGGCUACUCCCCAGGGCAGCAGCAGACCUACCCCCAGGGUUCUCCAAGGACAUCUACACCAUUUGGAUCAGGGCGUGGUAGAGAAAAAAGAAUGUCUAAUGAGUUGGAAAGUUAUUUUAAGCCUUCAAUGCUUGAAGACCCUUGGGCUGGCCUAGAACCAGUGUCUGUAGUGGAUAUAAGCCAACAGUACAGCAAUACGCAAACAUUCACAGGCAAAAAAGGAAGAUACUUUUCUUAACAUUUCUGAAAUUCAACUGGAAGCCUCUUGUGUCAGGAACAUCUUGGACAGAACUUUUACUGUAAAUGAGUUGAACCCAAAGAUGAUGACUUUGAAUAAUGAUUAGUAUAUCUCAAGUGUUGUUAAUAUUUGAGAAGAUGACAGGAUAAUUUGCAGUAUUUAGAUAUCUGGGAGUCUGUAACACAUUCAGAACACAAUUUUCAUAUUUAAUAUUUCCAAGAUAACGGACAUGUGCUUUUCCAGUGUUUUAAAAUAAAACAUUUUGUCUUCCUAGUUAAAUUGUGAUUUUUGUGGAUAUACAGAAUUGCUAAAAUGCUUCAUAAUCACGUAGAAUUUGAGUGUAAAUGUUUGCAAACUAUUUUUUUAAUGGAAUAAAUAAGCUACCCUAGAUAGUUUACUAUAUAUUUAUUAAUAGAAAAGUAUUCUACAUUCAUAUUUUCCCUAG